Molecule: messenger RNA, 2849 nt
Organism: Lepidothrix coronata (blue-crowned manakin)
Lineage: Eukaryota; Metazoa; Chordata; Aves; Passeriformes; Pipridae
Gene: AKAIN1
Product: A kinase (PRKA) anchor inhibitor 1
Exons: 5
Coding region: 1038-1319 (93 amino acids)
Source: RefSeq, a predicted model, not a curated record
AAAACUGUGUUCCUGAAAACAUUGAAUGAACAACGUUUGGAAGGAGAAUUUUGUGACAUAGCUAUUGUGGUUGAAGAUGUUAAGUUCAGAGCCCAUAGAAGACAUCAUGUAUAAAAGCAGGUGUGCGUCAGCUCCGAGCCACCGAGGUUUUCCAGCCUGAUAAACAGGUCCCAGGGUACUACAAACAGUGCUUACAGGAACAAAGCAUUGUAGUGGCACUGCAGAUUGCUCAAACAGGAGGAUGGGGUAUACUAGAGCUCCACUCUGAGAUCAAAACCUCACUUCUUUCUACUAUAGAAUUUGGAAAUGUGUCUCUGCUAGAUCCAGAGUCAUUAGCCAAGGACUUGACUGGACUGAAUUCCUUGCUGUAUAAAAGAAUUCCUGUGUAAUGGAAAGCCUCUGAAUUUUGGACUGUGAUUCAUUCAUCUGUCUCGGUGAAGGGACUGGCAACUUGCAGAGAUGUGGCAGGUGGGAGCAACGAUUGCUUUGCUUCUACUGCACAGUUGUAUGUGCAGUGAUGUUUUAGGUGAGUCAGUUAAUCUUUUAUUUAAACCUCCUGAAUUUAUCUAGGUCCUUAUUUCAUGUUGAUUGGCUUUUGCUUUGGGUUCAGCUUCUCUAAUUUUGACUUCCAUCUAAAAGAGAAAGAUGCCAAUUUACCUAUGGGACUGUUGAAAGAUAACCAUUCAUGGGUGUGAGGCAUUCAGAUGAGAAGGUGGCAAUAAAACCAGCUAGAUGGAAUGGGGCUUUUGGGAUCUAUUUACAGACUGUGGAAGUCCUGUGGUGGACUCAUCUUUUUGCUACUUAGAAAACCCUGCAAUAAACAAAACAAAGAAACAAACAAAAACCCAAACCCCACCCUAAAACUGUACAGCUAUUUCUCCUAGACUCUGUCUAAAAUUUAUUCAUAUUUGUAAAUCUCAGCCCUGGACUACUGUGCAGUUUAUCAGAUCAAUUAAGAAAUAUUAAUAGACUGAUGAAUUGAAACUGUGGUGGCCACAUUUAUCUUCAAUGGUAUUCACUUUUUCCUGUCUUGAGAAAUGUUGCAUGUUCUUGCUUCUGGCUUUCAAGGUGUCAUGUCUUUAGCUGCUGGAAAUCUGUGCAUCAUUAUUCUUCUGGAGCACUCACAGAAAGGUGAGAAGCCAGGGACGGAGCAAGAUGAAGUUAAGCUGCAGAACGCCAGCAAGCAGAUUGUGCAGACUGCUAUCCUCCGAGCAGUGCAGCAAGUUUCCCAGGAGAGCCAGCAAAAGGAGAAGCGAACAAACAGUACAAGCCUCCAGCUAGAAAGAGGAAAACUAACCAAGAAGCAUGAAAAGAAGUAAGGGAGCAGAUUGGGUUUUUUCAGUCCUCCAGUCUGCAGAGUUUUCAGCCUUCUCUUUAGUAUCAGCUGUAUUGCCAGUGCAAUGCUACUGUUGUAAAGCAAACCAAAGUAUUAUCACACCUAGACAUAGGGUAAAACUGCAAUAGUCCUCAGCUGAGAAAUAUUAAGUGCAUUAGAUGAAUAACUCCAUACUUAUGCAGUGCCUCUUAACAGAAACAAUAACCAUAGUUAUAAAAGUAGUUUGAAGCACAAACUCUUAUGAUAUGAACUUAUUCUCAAAAGCUUGUUGUCAGAGCACUUUCAUGUUAAGUUCUGCGUGCAACAUUUAUGUCAGUUCAGCUGGAUGGACUCUUCUUUGAGCGAAUGGGUUCACUGAAGUUGUCUUUACCGAAGAAUUAGUUUACUGUCAAGUAUAGCAGAAUGAUUUCAGACUCCCCUGAAGCACGGGUUUGUACUUUGCUUUGAUUAGACAUGAGCUAUGUGAAAUGGAGUAUAAAGUGGAUUUGGCAAGUUCUGUGAGCCAAUUUCUUUUUUCAUCUUAGAAAAAAAAAGAGCAAUCCAGUAAGACUGCAGUAACUGUGAUCUAUUACUGUGAUCAUAUACCUAUGAUCUCUGUCUUUUUUUAAGAAAGUUAAAAUAAGUACUGAAGUUUUAGUCUACUUAUUUGAAAUACUUCUAUACUUCUGCAUAAAAAUCACUUGUGCCUCAACUAUUCCUUUUAAUUUUCUUGAUAUUGAAAGAAGAUAACCUGAUGCAAUGAUAAGGAGUUUGCCAAUAUAUUCUUCAGUUUUGCAGCUUUUCUGGGGCUUGAUUUACAAGACUGGAGCGUCUUAAAAAAGGGGUUGAAUUUAUUAAUAUCUUGAAGGAUGAAAAUAUACUGUGUCUGAAUUCUGUCAUGGUAGAUAUUUCUCACAUGCUGUGCGUAAAGUGACUUUAUAUAUUUGCAAUUGUAACAUAGAUUCACCUUAAAUAGCAUUGCAUUAAGCUGGUAAUACAGAGCUUACCCUUUAAGUGCUCUAUAUAGCUGAAGAAAUCCAUGAUGUUUCAGAAAAUACAAAUUAAAUAAAUGUUCCCUUCACUUUUAUGCUCCCUUUCUGUAAUGAUGAUUGCGCUACUAUAUGUCUGAAAUUAAUAACUGUACAUUUAAUUCUAGAAAUGGCUUGUAGCUCUGCUUCAACUGAAUUCCUGCAGUAAUGCACCUAGAAAUACAGAGAAGCAGAUGUUCUGCAAACCUGUGAACUAUUUUUCUACUCAGCUAGGUGGUUCUCAAAGCGGUUGUGGGUUAAGCAAUUGGCUAUUACUUACUGUGUCCUGUUGCUUGUGUUAAACAAUUUUGGAUUCGUCAUGGCCAGAGGCUUAGCCAUUAAUAGCCACAUACUGUAAUAUUAAGUUUUUAAAUUUGCUUGGUUUCUUUCUUUUUUUUUUUUUAACUUAACAGCACUGACUCAUACAAGAUAAUAAUUUAGCUCAAUCUUCUUUCACUUAAAAAUUAAAAGAAGAAUUCAAUAUGAUUACAGUUGUUUCAAAUCAU